Molecule: messenger RNA, 4047 nt
Organism: Scylla paramamosain (green mud crab)
Lineage: Eukaryota; Metazoa; Arthropoda; Malacostraca; Decapoda; Portunidae
Gene: Rala
Product: ras-related protein Ral-a-like
Exons: 7
Coding region: 138-1007 (289 amino acids)
Biological process (GO): Ras protein signal transduction
Cellular component (GO): plasma membrane
Molecular function (GO): GTPase activity; GDP binding; GTP binding
Source: RefSeq, a predicted model, not a curated record
GACUUGGGGGAGGGAGGACGUGCAUCGCGCUGCUCCCCGCCGCUCACACACGCAUACAGUGAUACAUAGACACUUGUAAGGUGAACUGUUGAGUGUGGAGUGACUUGUGUUGUGUUGGUGUCUUCAGCCGAGAGAUCAUGAGUGGGCCACGCAUCACCAUCCAGGACACAGAGCAGAGGGGCAUCAGCUGCAGCUACAGCAGAGACGGCCGCACCCCAGGCGUGUACUACCCCUCAGACCCCUGCGUGCCACCGCCACCCCGCUCCUCACGCAAGGAAGCUUGGAGAGGCCUCGUCACUGCCCUCCGCCACCCAGUGUCCCGCGCCAGAAGCUGUCUGGCCCGCCUUGCCUCCCGUGUCGCCCCCCCAGCCACCGCCGCCACGAAGAACAACGCCAUGUCCGGGGCCAAGAAGAACCCCCCCGCGCCGGCCCUACACAAGGUCAUCAUGGUCGGCUCGGGUGGUGUAGGGAAGUCCGCCCUCACGCUGCAGUUUAUGUAUGAUGAGUUUGUGGAGGACUACGAGCCAACCAAGGCAGACAGCUACCGCAAGAAGGUGGUGCUGGACGGGGAGGAGGUGCAGAUAGACAUACUGGACACUGCCGGCCAGGAGGACUACGCUGCCAUCAGGGACAACUACUUCAGGUCAGGUGAAGGUUUCCUGUGUGUGUUCUCCAUCACUGAAGAUGACUCCUUCCAGGCGACGCAGGAGUUCAGGGAACAAAUAUUGCGAGUCAAAAAUGACGAGCACAUACCCUUCCUGCUGGUUGGGAACAAAGCCGACUUGACUGAGCGCAGGAAAGUGUCCGAGGACGAGGCCAAAAUGAGGGCCAACCAGUGGGGGGUUCCAUAUGUGGAGACCUCAGCUAAAACUCGCGCCAACGUGGACAAGGUUUUCUUUGAUUUGAUGCGUGAGAUUCGUUCUCGCAAAUUGGAAGAUAAUAAGAACACCAAUGGCAAGGGUAAAGAUCCUGGCAAGAGGAAAAAGCCCAAAUGCUGCAUUCUCUAGGCUUUCUACGACCUGACACGCCUGAUUUCUGGCAGCAAGCAGCAGCCCGUGAGUCCCCCCGUGCCAGACGACAAAACCAUCAGGUGUUGCUGCAUCUCCUAGUGCCCCUCCCUCCCACACCAGGACUCAUGGCCAGCCCUCACACCUCACCCACACACAGUCACAUGCACACCGUCUCUUGCUCACAUGCACGCACAUCUAAACACACACACACAUACAUACAUAACGUACACACACAGCAUGCACAGCUAUAUUUAGUCAACAGAAUAUUAUGGGGAAAUUACACUAUAUAAUGUAAAAGUAAAAUUCCUUCAAAAUGUUGAAGCUAAUUUUUACUCACCUGCAAGUGUAGCUUUGGAAGCUUAUUCUGGAGAAAAUGUCCUAAAUGCCCAUAUUUCAGGACUAGCAGGUUAAGGUAACCAAAGCAUUUGACUCUGACUUACUGUUUCUUGCACUAAUAUUCAUUCCAUAAUUUACAUUAAUGUAUUUGAUAUUUCUUUUUUUUUUCCCUUUUGUUUGAUCCUUUUGUGGUUGAAUAUUGAUAUCAUGUUAAUCUUACAUAACUGAAGUGAUCUAUUAAAUAAUAGGUUAGUCUGAAGACAAAUGUACAUUAAGAUUUCUGUAAGUUUUUUUGUAUACUCGUAGAUUUAAGUCACAAGGAGGUCUGACUGUUUACUGUUUUGUUUGUGAUGUGUUGGUUGGAGUGAGAAGGCGGACACUUUGCUGGUGGGUGCAUUUCCUAUCUCCUGGGUGACACUGUCCAUGUAACCGAUGGUCCCCCGAGUGUGAGCGUCCUCUUCUUGCCCCGACCCAACGCUUCAACACUGUAUGUCAUGUGUAAUGCCGAGAUUACCUUUAUUGUAAUAAAACAUGUAAAGUUAAAUUUUGCUUGGAAUACAAGUGAGCUUCAUGCCAGGGAUCAGGGCGGGGUGUGGAGAACACUGUCUUCAUAUCACAACUCAAAGAAUGACAAGAGGCAGCUUUUUGACUGAAUGCUAAGUGAAGAAACCUCGAAGGACUAACUUAUUUCUCUCUCUCUCUCUCUCUCUCUCUCUCUCUCUCUCUCUCUCUCUCUCUCUCUCUCUCUCUCUCUCUCUCUCUCUCUCUCUCUCUCUCUCUCUCUCUCUCUCUCUCUCUCUCUCUCUCUCUCUCUCUCUCUCUCUCUCUCUCUCUCUCUCUCUCUCUCUCUCUCUCUCUCUCUCUCUCUCUCUCUCUCUCUCUCUCUCUCUUUCAACACACCUCAGUUUUCCUUAGUGGUGGUGAAGAAGAAAUGGGGAGCUGAGGAAUGAGCAGUGUUGACAAGCCUCAAAACCUUUAUGGUGCUGAGCUGAGCAAUAAGCAGUGGAGUGCAGUAUUAGGAAUGGGAUCAGGCUUACUGUGUAUUGUGGUAUCUUGCACUUGGAGAGGGUGUACAUUUUCCUUUAGCACCAACAGUCGGUUGGUGCUGCAUGUUUUCUUUAGUGUUGAUAAUCAAUGGAAAAACAAUAUUAACAGCAGGUGGUGUGAUGGAGUAACCAGAUUUUCUUUAGCAAUAACAGUCGGUGUAGAAAUAAAAUCAGCAGCAGUAGGUGUGAUGGAAUUUGCUGCAGAUUUUCUUAAGUGUUUAUCAGUGGAGAAGCAAAAUGAACAAGCAUGCCAGCACCACACUAUACUUGCCUGAGUCCUUGCAUUUCCCACCUCCUGAGAGAGUAUUGCUGUCACCAGACCACACGUAAACCUUCAUUUCUGUGUGGAAAGAUGUGUAAGAGUUUGUGGUUUGUGGUAUUUCAUACUUUGGGGCUUAUUUUGGUUGAAGUAUUACACCUGAUUCUAGUAAUUGUUGAGUUACUUACCACUAGGCUUUGGAAAUGUCAAUGUGUGCGUGUGCAUGAUUGUCACGAGGCACAGCAGUGGACGCUACACUUCACUGCACCAAGUAAACUUGUCCUGUGCCUUUCCUUUGAUUCCUAAUGAAGAAAACGGCAUAUGAGAAAACAUGCUUUCAUCUUUGUAGCAUAUUCGAGAUUCUAACUUUUUAAAAAUGCAUGAAUGAGAUGAAUGAGCUGAUUAAAAUUUUAUAAAGUGACAUUAGUGAGCUUGAUGUGUACUUGCCUGUGUAAGCCAGCAGAGUGGAGUGAGAGGAGCUGCACCAUUGCCCAGGCAGGUGACCCUGAACCUCAAGGUGUGCAUGUGUUGCUGUCUCGUGUUUUGCUUAGUAACCAAACUUUGAGGAAGUGAUGCACGAAUACAAUUAACCAAAACUGGAAGGAUGAGUCUGUUCAAACUUUGGUUAGCUUUUUAUUAGUUUGCUGUAAAUGUGGAAGUGUGUUGAUCCUCAAGUGGUUCUUGCCCUUGCCAGAUUUAAAAAUUCCAUUGGGACACUAGGAAGAUUCAGUGCUUUAAUUUACUUCAUGGGAGUAAUCAUGUUUUGAAGUUUGUUGACUGUCAAUGGAAAUGCCAUUUGAUCAUUCUUUUUCAUUGUGUAAUAACUGCAAAUAUAGACUAUUUUCAAAAGUUGAUUUCAUGAGAAAUGAAGAGGAAAUUUUUUUUUUCUGUGAUUAUAUAUAUGUAUGACAAGAUGAGAUCACAUCCUAACUUGAUUCUCCAGUGGACAUUAUUCUAAUUUCUUUAUUCACAAAAAGAGAAGGCUGUAACUUAGAGUAUUUUCUUUGUAUAAUUGGAGUUACUAUGAUAGUGUGUUAUGUGACCUGAGAGAUAAAACUUUGCACAAUUUGUUUAAGUUGAUAUAUCAAAAUAUUUUUCUAUGUCACAAAGACAUACCUGUUUCCUGGUAGUAACCAAUUACCACACUGGUGCAGUUUGAAAGAACCUUAAACAUUUCAAAACCUUUUCUAGUCAUGGUUACAAAAGGGCACAUGUUCAUUUGUUAGAUUAUCAUAUCGUUCUUAUACCAGUCAGGAAAAAUUGCAUCAAAUUCAUCAGUGACAGUUUGGAAAUAAAACUUGUGUAGUUCUGGAAAGCAGAUUAUGAGAAUAUGAUUUUUAUUUAUUAAUUUUAGCAGCAGUUUGUACAUUUACUAUGUAAUAUAUGUCAAAAUAUA